AUGUUUGGAACCCUGCGCUACCUGCCUAAGAAGAAGACCGGGGAGUUCCUGAAGCGUGAAUCAGGGGUUGUGGGAAAUAUAGCAACCAACAAACCUCAACACUCAGCCUGUGAUAAUUGCAGGGUAAAAAAGAUCCGCUGCAGCGGCCGAAGAGCAGGAUGUUCGCGGUGCAAGACCCUUUCUGUACCCUGCAGGUAUACCCACGUCCCCACGCGGAAAUGCAAGAGGAAGCAAGCGCCCAGCUCUUCAAAAAAAGACAACGAGAACGAGACCUGUCUGGAAUCUAGCGCGGCACCCGGCCGAUCUCCCGCGAGGGACGCUGCCGCUACAGCUGCCGUGCAGCCGUCCCUGUUGACGAUGGAACCGCAUGGAGUAGACGAGAAUUACAUCGGGCUGGACAAGGCAAUGCACCGGGUCCAAGCUGACCCAGACUCGGUCCUGGAUCCGAUGUUGAAGGGCGUUUCGACUUGGUCCAGUUGCCUCAAUUGGUCUCCAGGAAGGGAUGGCACCUUCAUGCCGGACCCAGACUGUCCGAUGGCGGGGAAUCCACACGUCCCGGCUGAUUCCUUCACUGCUAAGUAUAUUAACACCGCACUCUUGUCGGUCCUGGGACCGCGCCCCAGAAAUAAAAUACUGAUGGACGACAGUUACUCUGGGUCGGAAAAUACUGCACAGCAACCGCCGCCGCCGCCCGCCGCCAGUGGUUUCACACCACCGGGUCUACUUCCGACUCCACCGUUGACCCAUAUUCUUGCCUCCACCCUGAGCACAAUCCGAUCCAUUGAGGAUACCCCUGAGAUUGCUAUGGAAGAGCAAUCGUCCUGUUCGUGCCUUAACUCGGCCGUCUUCCUACUGGACGAAUUGGAGUCACCCCAUCAUGAAGGGGCCCCCGGCGAGCAGGGUCUCGACUCCAUUCUUUCGAUCUACCAGGAAGUGCUCUUCCUGUGUAAGCGCAUGAUCAGCUGUGACUCCUGCCGAGGGAAGUCGGAGAAUAUGAUGGUGCUCACCAUGGUGCUUAAGCGAUUAGCUAUUCUCUGCGGGGAGGUGAUUGAUGCUUUUAUCGCGCAGAGGGAAGCAAACGGUCCGGGGGUACCGCCCGUACCCGUAGCCAUGAUGGAGAAGCAGCCUUUGGUCCUGGGCGAGUAUGAGAUCGAGGAUGGAGACUACGAGGUCAUGAUGGGGGUGUUGGUGACAAGGCGGCUGUCGGAAUUGGAAAGCUUUCUAGCCCGCAUGAAGAUGAUCAGCUCCCUCACCCGCCGCGCGCACCAGCAGGCAAGAAUGGCGCGCGUUGAUCAACAUAUUAAGGACUUGUCUCGGAAGCUCACCUCCGUCUGCCCUCUUGUCACAGAAUUGCGGGUCGAUCCGAAUAGGCCAGUGGUCGCGAAUGCUGGGAGAAGCAUAUAUUUCUGUAUGAUGGUCCGAAUGAAGUCUUUGAUGCCCAACCCUGGAUGGAACAUCUCCAAGGUCAUCGUCAAUGAGCACUUGAACUGCCGCCUGCUGAGGUAG
Molecule: messenger RNA, 1506 nt
Organism: Aspergillus clavatus NRRL 1
Lineage: Eukaryota; Fungi; Ascomycota; Eurotiomycetes; Eurotiales; Aspergillaceae
Product: Zn(II)2Cys6 transcription factor domain-containing protein
Exons: 3
Coding region: 1-1506 (501 amino acids)
Biological process (GO): regulation of DNA-templated transcription
Molecular function (GO): DNA-binding transcription factor activity, RNA polymerase II-specific; zinc ion binding
Source: RefSeq, a predicted model, not a curated record